AUGGCGUCCAAGGCUCUCUUCCUGCUCGCCCUCCUCGCGUCCGCCGCCGUGCUCGCGACCGCCGCAGAGCAAACCCAUGACAACAAGGAGACCAACAACGCCGGCGUGAACGACCACGGCGAAGGCGGCGGCCAUGGCAGCGGCGGAGGCGGAUACUGCAGGCACGGCUGCUGCCGCCGCGGAUACCACGGAGGCUGCCAGCAGUGCUGCAGGACCCCCGACGAGGUCCCGGAGGUGAAGAACUAG
Phragmites australis (common reed) is the source of this 246-nucleotide messenger RNA. Its product is annotated as glycine-rich cell wall structural protein-like. NCBI's taxonomy places the organism in Eukaryota, Viridiplantae, Streptophyta, Magnoliopsida, Poales, Poaceae. The record is from RefSeq and is a predicted model, not a curated record. The transcript has 2 exons. Bases 1 to 246 code for a protein of 81 amino acids.